Molecule: messenger RNA, 834 nt
Organism: Xenopus tropicalis (tropical clawed frog)
Lineage: Eukaryota; Metazoa; Chordata; Amphibia; Anura; Pipidae
Product: myosin-IIIb-like
Exons: 6
Coding region: 34-834 (266 amino acids)
Cellular component (GO): cytoskeleton
Molecular function (GO): kinase activity; protein serine/threonine kinase activity; nucleotide binding
Source: RefSeq, a predicted model, not a curated record
UCUUUCUUUGGAUUUUUCCCUUAUAAUCACAAUAUGCUUGGCCUUGAGUCCUUGGCAGACCCCUCCGAUACAUGGGAUAUAAUCGACACCAUUGGUAAAGGUACAUAUGGCAAAGUUUACAAAGUCAGCAACAAGACAGAUGGCAGCCUGGCCGCGGUGAAGAUCUUGGAUCCAGUCAGUGAUUUGGAUGAAGAGAUUGAGGCAGAAUACAACAUAUUGCGGUCGCUUCCAAAUCAUCCGAAUGUUGUGAUGUUUUUUGGAAUGUUUUACAAAGCUGAUCAGUAUAUCGGAGGGCAACUGUGGCUGGUUCUUGAGCUGUGCAAUGGCGGAUCUGUUACAGACCUGGUUAAAAGCAUCUUGAAGUGUGGGCAGCGCUUGGAUGAAAUGAUAAUCUCCUACAUUCUGUACGGAGCUCUCUUGGGACUUCAGCAUUUGCACAACAAUAGAAUCAUUCAUCGUGACGUCAAAGGGAACAAUAUUCUCCUCACGACGGAAGGCGGAGUCAAGCUGGUUGACUUUGGUGUUUCAGCGCAACUGACCAGCGCGCGCCUACGGAGAAACACAUCUGUGGGGACUCCAUUUUGGAUGGCACCAGAAGUCAUUGCUUGCGAGCAGCAAUACGAUUACUCCUAUGAUGUGCGCUGUGACGUGUGGUCCCUGGGGAUCACAGCCAUUGAACUAGCUGAUGGAGACCCGCCUUUGUCUGACAUGCACCCUGUCAAAGCUCUCUUCAAGAUCCCCAGGUACGACACUAGAUGGCUGUCUUUGCUCACUAGACGUUUCAUAAUAACCUCAAUGAAUCACAUUCUAACUAUCCAUUUUCAUAAUAAAUAG